Molecule: messenger RNA, 846 nt
Organism: Neospora caninum
Lineage: Eukaryota; Apicomplexa; Conoidasida; Eucoccidiorida; Sarcocystidae
Exons: 4
Coding region: 1-846 (281 amino acids)
Source: RefSeq, a predicted model, not a curated record
AUGCUUUCUCCACACAAACCCACGUCGCCUCCGUCCUGUCUUUCUCCGCCUUCCUGUCUUUCUCCGCCUUCCUGUCUUUCUCCGCCUCCCUGUCUUUCUCCGCCUUCUCGGCCUUCUCUGCUCUCGACGCGGCGCUGCUUCGGCGUCGGCGGGAGUUACGGCUACGACGCUUUCUUCCGAGGCGCGGCAGAGGUUCUCAAUGGGUCCAACAUCAACUUGCCACACUUGCCAGAAAGCAAGGACGAGAACGAAGCAGACACCCCCCAGCUGCAUUCCACGCGGCUGCCUCAGCAAAUCCGACGCUUAGGCUCGAAUUACUUCUUCCGGAGAGCUCGGGCUGUCCCGCUCACGUACUAUCACCAUCUCGUGGAGUCAAAGACCGCAGACACCCCCGCCGCCUCGACCUCUCCCGAAGGCGGCGUCAGUGUACAGACCGGCCGCGGCCAGUCUCUGUGCUUCGUGGCGUCUGCCAAGCCUGCGUAUCUCCACAGCAAAGAGCUGGAAAACGCGAUUUUCGAGAGCACUCGCGGGUUCGCCUGCCAGCUGAUUCUCGAGGGGAGAGGCGUCAAAGCGUACUUCGAUCCUGAGUGGCCGAAUCUCAUGGUCAGGCUGGGCGUCGGGGUGAAGCCCCUGGCGCUGAGGCGCCUCGCCGAGCAGUACGCGACUCGAGCGAAGAUUUUCGUGGACAAACGAGGUUUGCUUCUGACUGUCCACGGCUACGACAAAUGCGCCGUCGGCACGUUGACCAUGUCGCUCUUCAGCCAUCUCCAGGCGAAUCCCUACACGAUAAAGGGUGCCCAUGUGGCGAUGCAUCCUAUCAAGAAGAAAGUGACGAAGAAGAAGUGA